AUGUUUGCCCUUUCCAAGGUUUUAAGGAGAAGCCAGAGUUUUAGACUAGGAGCUUGCAAUGCUGUGUACUACUCUAAGCUAGAGAUACCAUUGGGAGAGAGGAACGGUUCUGUUGAAUCAAAAGCUUUGUUACACAAUAAACACGAAGGCUCUUACGAGCACUCAUGGAACUCCUCUACCGGAAGACGUUCACUUUCCUCUGAUGCUGGCGCUAGAAGUUCAGGAGAGGAUGAAAAACUUGAAAUUUCAGACGGUACUAGUGGUGAUAGUGAAGAUGGGCUUCUGUCUGAGGAGGAGUUGUCUGGUGAUGAAGGUGACAUUGAUGGAGCAGAACUUGAACUACUCUCUGAGGAUGGUAAAACACCGGGAAGCAAGAGAUCAUCUGAGCUGUUUAAGGCCAUUGUUUCUGUCUCAGGUUUGUCUGUAGCGACUGCACUUGAUAAAUGGGUUGAAGAGGGAAAGGAGAUCAACCGCACAGAGAUUGCAAAUGCCAUGUUACAGCUCCGUAGGCGUCGUAUGUAUGGGAGAGCACUGCAGUUGGCAGAAUGGCUUGAAGAACAUAAGCAAUAUGAAUUGGAAGAGAGAGAUUAUGCUUCUCGGCUUGAUCUGAUUGCCAAGGUACGUGGUCUGUACAAGGGAGAGCUUUAUAUAGAAAGAAUCCCAGAAUCUUUCAGAGGGGAGCUGGUCUACCGCACCCUCCUGGCGAACUAUGCAUCAACAAGUAACGUGAGGAAAGCAGAAGCUGUUUUCAACAAAAUGAAGGACUUGGGAUUCCCUAGGACAUCAUAUACUUGUGAUCAGAUGCUUAUGCUUUACAAGAGGGUCGACAAGAAGAAGAUAGCUGAUAUGUUGUUGAUGAUGGAGAAGGAAAACCUGAAGCCGACUCUCUACACAUACAAAAUCCUUAUUGACGCCAAAGGAGCAUCAAAUGACAUUAGUGGGAUGGAACAGAUUGUGGAGACAAUGAAAAGUGAAGGUGUUGAGGUUGACCUUCGUGCAAAAUCCAUCGUUGCAAGACACUAUGCAUCAGCUGGGCUUAAAGAGAAGGCUGAGAAAGUGCUGAAGGAGAUGGAAGGUGAAAGCUUGGUGGCUAAUCGUUAUGUGUGCAAGGAUUUGCUUUCCAUCUAUGGCUUUCUCCAGAGAGCGGAUGAGGUGAGCAGAAUCUGGAAGAUCUGUGAAGACAACCACCCUUUUUAUAAAGAGUCCCUUGCUGCAAUCCUGGCCUUUGGAAAGAUUAAUAAAGUGAAAGAAGCAGAGGCGGUUUUCGAGAAGUCUGUGAAGAUGGGCCAUAGAGUUUCGUCAGGGAUGUACUCUGUCCUCUUGAGAGUUUACGUGGAUCACAAGAUGGUCUCAGAGGGCAAGGAACUUGUUAAGAAGAUGUUGGACAGCGGAUGCAAUAUAGGGGCCUUAACAUGGGAUGCACUGAUCAGGCUCUAUGUGGAAGCCGGGGAAGUAGAAAAAGCUGAUUCGUCAUUGAGCAAGGCAACACAGUUGAAACAGAUAAAGCCCUUGAUGAGCUCUUUCAUGUACGUGAUGGACGCGUAUGCAAGAAAAGGUGAUGUUCACAACACUGAGAAGAUCUUCCAGAGGAUGAGGCAAUCUGGCUAUCAUUCUCGCUUCAGACAGUUUCAGUCCCUUAUACAGGCUUAUGUCAAUGCCAAAGCUCCAGCUUAUGGAAUGAAGGAUAGAAUGAAAGCUGAUAACGUCUUCCCUAACAGGGGAUUGACUGUUCUGCUCGCUAAUGCUGAUCCCUUCAAGAAGACGCCUCUCUCUGAUCUCCUAGAUUGA
Molecule: messenger RNA, 1788 nt
Organism: Eruca vesicaria subsp. sativa (arugula)
Lineage: Eukaryota; Viridiplantae; Streptophyta; Magnoliopsida; Brassicales; Brassicaceae
Source: the annotation of a GenBank genome assembly